GGGGAAAAAAUGGUGGCAAAUUGACAUUAUAAACCGUAACUAUGUGGAAGUGAGGGUGGCAUUGUGAAGGACAACCUCGUCAUACCACCUAAGCAUAGCCAGACCACACGAGCAAAUCUAUUAAUAACUGGACCCUCAGCUGAAAAUCACUUGACCCUGUAAAAAUCUAGCUGAAAAAAUGGCUUGCUACUCCUUGCUUCCCAUUCUGUUUCUAGCUUUAUGCCACAGCUCAACCCAUGGUGCAGCUCUUGCAUCAGACCAUAAACCCACCCAAGUCACAAUAGCUCCAGUUCCACUGCCAAAUGUGGCUAAAGAGUUCCUACAGUCUCACAACCAAGCAAGAGCAGCGGUUGGUGUUGGCCCUCUCAAGUGGAGCCAGAUGCUAGCCAAUGCCACAAGCAGACUAGUCAGGUACCAAAGGAACAAAAUGGGUUGCCAGUUUGCAAACUUGAGCAGCAGCAAGUAUGGUGCAAAUCAGUUAUGGGCUAGUGGCAUGGCUGUGACUCCACUCAUGGCUGUUGAUCACUGGGCACAAGAGAAGAAUUACUAUAACCACACUAACAAUUCCUGUGCAUCAAGCCAUAGGUGUGGAGUUUACACACAGGUGGUGUGGAGGAAAUCUUUGGAGUUGGGGUGUGCACAAGCUACAUGCGUGAAGGACCAAGCUAGCUUAACUAUUUGUUUUUAUAAUCCUCCCGGGAAUAUUAUAGGGGAAAGCCCAUAUUAGACAAGUUAUAGCUAGUUAAAUCUCUGGUUAACUGUGUUUGUGCAUCGUUGGAAUUUGUUUAAGAGUUGUUUUUACCUUUUUUGAAGAUUUCAGUGCUUAUGUUUAGGAGUAGGGGACAUGCAGAUUGUUGCUUCUUUUUUCUCUCUUUUAAUUGCCAGAGAUUAAAUUUGCACGGAUGUAAGUUCAUAAGCACAAUUGUCUCAAUUUUAAUGCAGACUCAAGAACCAUGCUACAA
This is a messenger RNA of Populus euphratica (Euphrates poplar), 962 nucleotides long. Its product is annotated as STS14 protein-like. The coding region runs from base 179 to 727 and encodes 182 amino acids. The transcript has a single exon. NCBI's taxonomy places the organism in Eukaryota, Viridiplantae, Streptophyta, Magnoliopsida, Malpighiales, Salicaceae. The record is from RefSeq and is a predicted model, not a curated record.